This is a messenger RNA of Plodia interpunctella (Indianmeal moth), 1146 nucleotides long. RefSeq lists its product as uncharacterized. Gene Ontology annotation, biological process: heart development. The transcript is spliced from 5 exons. The record is from RefSeq and is a predicted model, not a curated record. Gene Ontology annotation, molecular function: tubulin binding; ubiquitin protein ligase binding; S100 protein binding. Gene Ontology annotation, cellular component: nucleus. Lineage: Eukaryota; Metazoa; Arthropoda; Insecta; Lepidoptera; Pyralidae. Bases 184 to 894 code for a protein of 236 amino acids.
GAGUAUAAAUAUCUAAGCUAUAACCUCAAUAUUUUCCAGUAUUUUCUAGAUCGAAUCAACGGCAAGGUGUUUGUUUCAUGUUUUAUAAUUACCUACUGUGCUGUGCUUGUGUGGUGAUUUUAGCUCAGAAUUAACUAAAAACACAUUUCCUGUGAAGCAAACCUAUACUUUGUUCAGCUAAAAAUGUCUGAAGGAAAAUUGAAAGAGUUGCGAAGUGAUAUUGACGAAUUGAAUGCAUUACUGAAGCAAGCAAAACGCAAGAAGGUCCAAGACAUUUUGUCUCUCGAAGUCCGUAAAUUGGAAACAGAAUGGAUUACGAUUAAAGAAAAAGAGGAUGUUCCAGCCAGUCCUAUGGAAGUGUCACCUGUUCCAACUACUUCAGCUCCAACACAAAGCAAGAGAUACCAGAUAAAGCUUAAUGGAUAUGGUUGGGAUCAGUCUGACAAGUUCAUCCAAGUGUUUGUCACCUUGAAAGACGUCCAAACAGUGCCAAAAGAGCAAGUGUACUGCAAACUGACAGAGCGCUCCAUGGAACUCCAUGUAGACAGCUUGGACAAUAAGGACUACCUUUUAGUCAUCAAUAAUCUGCUAGAGCCCAUUAAUGUUGCUGAAUGCCAUUGGAAACAAAAAACUGACAGAGUUGUUGUUUUCUUGGCGAAGAAACAGCAAAAUGUAAAAUGGUCACACAUGACAGAGAUAGAGAAGAAGUUUGAGGAUCAGCGCAACAACCGAUUCAAAGCUGAUGACAUGGAUAAGAAUAAGGAUCCACAGGAGUCCAUUAUGAGUCUCAUGAAGAAUAUGUAUGAAACUGGUGAUGAUGAAAUGAAAAGAAUGAUAUCCAAGGCAUGGUAUGAAGGCCAACACAAAAAGAAGACAGAUACAAUAGAUUUCUAAACUAAAGCUGGAUUAUUUCCUGGUAUUAAAUUUAUUUGCUUUUAAGUAAUGUUUACGUUGUAAGUGUAAUCAUAAGUACUUUUAUAUGUUUGCAUUUAUUUUAAAUAGUAUGGUAUAUUUUAAAUUAUAUAUCUAGUUUAGUUUUUGUGGAAUCUUCUUUAUAGUUUCCAUUCAUAAUACCUGUGAAUUGUGCUACCCUGAAUUGUCUAAAUUUAUUGUAACUUCCCUUAAAUAAAGUGAAAUAUGUAAGUA